This is a messenger RNA of Vitrella brassicaformis, 1606 nucleotides long. The record is from the annotation of a GenBank genome assembly. NCBI's taxonomy places the organism in Eukaryota, Vitrellaceae.
GCUGCUCCUUCCAGAAACGCAGCCAUUCAUGCUGAGGAGGUGCUCCGUGAGAUUUCCCCCUUCCAGAUCUGCACUGUCGUCGCUGCAUCUGUCAAUAGCCUUUGUCGCCUCCAUCUUCCACGCAUACCGCCCUUCCAGCUUCGCCCGCCUCUGCACAUCCACGCUGCAGCGGCGUGCCUCCAGAUCUCUCUGCAUGGCAACGGCAAAAACCGACACGGCCCCGCAAUGGCAAAAACUCGACCGCACAACCGUAGUGUCGAGUCCUGACGAAGUGGGUGCGGGCGAGCAGCUGAAGCUCAUCGGGACACACGACGGCGUCUUCCACUGCGAUGAGGUGACGCACCGCGUGAGUGCCAGCCAGGGCUGUGACUUACUUGUCGGUCGCGUGUCUGUGAUAGUGCUGAUUGUCGGUGAGUGAGUGCAGGUGUUGGCGUGUGCACUGCUGCGUCUGCUGCCCGAGUACGAGAGCGCGGCAGUGAUCCGCUCUCGAAAUCCUGCCUACCUCGACAGGGCCCACACAGUGGUGAGUGAAAGCACACUCACGCAAGGCUCUCGGCGACUGAGUGUUUCCCUCCCGGCAAUCUGUGCACCUGACUGCCACUGCCCCUGUGAUGCAUUCAGGUCGAUGUGGGUGGCGUCUACGACGCGGCCGCCCGUCGCUUCGACCACCACCAGGCCGGAUUCGCCGACGUGCUUGGUGGUGGGUUUGAGACCAAGCUCUCGUCCGCAGGCCUUGUCUACAAGCACUACGGCAGACGCGUCAUCGAGACGAUUGUCGGCCCGCAGGCCGCCGCCGCCGCCAUUGACGUCAUGUACAAGAAGAUCUACCAGUCCUUCGUGGAGGCCAUCGACGGCAUUGACAACGGGAUCGAGGUGGCGGACGGGCCGCUGAGGUACAAGAUCUACACGCACCUGAGCGGACGAGUGGGUCAGAUGAACCCGCGAUGGAACCAGGAACAAUCGCCCGGGCAGAGCAACGCGGCCUUCAAGCGGGCGAUGCGGCUGGCGGGAGAGGAGUUCGUCAACAGUGUGGUCGACUUGUGGGACUCGUGGUGGCCGGCCCGCGAGAUCGUCAAGUUGGCGUAUGGGAACCGGCACAACGUCCACUCCUCCGGGCAGAUCGUUCUGCUCGAGAGAUUCUGCCCAUGGGCCUCCCAUCUUUUCGACAUCGAGCAACAGCAGCAACAGCAGCAACAGCAGGGCGGCUCUUCAAGCGUGCCUCCAGUGGUGUACGUCAUCUACGCCGACGUGAAGGGCUCGUGGCGCGUGCAAGCCGUUGCCGAGGAGGAGGGCUCCUUCACAUCGCGCAAGGCCCUUCCCGAGCAGUGGCGGGGGCUGAGGGAUGAGGAGCUGAGUCGUGUGAUGGGCAUAGAGGGGGGAGUGUUCGUGCACGGCACUGGGUUCAUCGGGGGCCAUGCGACGAAGGAGGGAGCGAUGAAGAUGGCCGAGAAGGCACUCGCUGCAUGAUAUGAUGGGCUGCUAGGGGAACGAUGGGUGGUUGGCUGGCUGGACGUUGCGUUGCGUGUCACUUGGACCGAACAGCUAGUGGCAUGUGUUUAUGUAUGUGCGUCGACUCGAGUCACAUUUACCUCUCUGAAUGAAUCGC